Molecule: messenger RNA, 4830 nt
Organism: Orbilia oligospora ATCC 24927
Lineage: Eukaryota; Fungi; Ascomycota; Orbiliomycetes; Orbiliales; Orbiliaceae
Exons: 4
Coding region: 1-4830 (1609 amino acids)
Source: RefSeq, a predicted model, not a curated record
AUGGAUGAUAUCCAAGACCGCAAGCGUCGUCGGUCUCGCUCUCCAUCAGUAGAUGUUGAGAAAAGAGCGACCAAAAUUACGAAACAAGAUGUCGAAGAAGCUCCCCAGCCCCUCAAACGAACCAGAUCUGACUCGGUCAGGGAUACUGACGAUCGAUCUAAAAGAUUGCGUCAGGGUUCUUGGGACCUCGAUUUGGAUCUCAGUUCCGGGAUUAACCAACUCAAAGGAGCUGCCGGUUUAUUGACUCCACCAGAUGGCCCCAGUAUUGAGUAUGCGGGCUGCUUCGUUUUCAACCCAUAUUUUGCAGCUUAUGGAAUCGACGGCACCCUUGUCGCUCUGACACAGGAAGCGAUAGCCCAUUUGGCUCCAUCCAUGAUAGCAGCACCUGAACCAUCUGCUAUGCAACCCACCCCAGAAGCAACACCAGGAGAAUUACAGAAUAACCCCCUGGAGAAUGCCUCCCAUAACUCAAAUCAACAAAAUCUUGGUCCUUCAAUUGAUAUAAAAAAUCUUGUAGUUAUAGGCGACAUCAACGCCUAUGGCCUCGUCCCAGGAAAACUAGAGGUCUACCAUAAUGUUACCGCUCAACAACCCUACGCCGAGAUAUUCAGACCAAAGACCUCCUCUUUCUCCCUCGGAGCUUUCUUUCCGAGUAUGAAGGGAUAUUCUAUCGAUUCAAUCGAACUCGAAAACGUCACUUUCUCCUAUCUGGCUUAUGAGGUUGACCAAUUCGAACUCACAGGAGUUUAUUUGAAAUCUGAUGUAAUUUUCAAAGGCGCUCUCCAACCAGUCUCAGACUUCCUUCAUGAAUACUUUGGUCAAGAGAAUCCUUCAAUCCACUUUUCUACGUACAUCGGCGCCGCUAGAGAUUGGGGUUCUUUUCCUUCGGUCAAUCAAUUGGUAUUAACCGGAUCCAUCGAACACAUGUCUGCCAAACUCUUCGAUUUCCUAGAGUUCACGCGCGUCGGCGUCGAACUUCUCAUGGACUCUAAAACCGAUCUCGCCCGGCGAACUACGAGAUGGGAAUUUGGCUACGGUUUUUUCGGGGAUCUUAAUAUCAGCGUUGUAGGAUCCCUGGUGCCGUUACAAUGUCAUUACCAUCUUCGAAAGUUUUCCCAAAGUUAUUUGUUGUCAGUAACUCUGAGGGACGAUGAAUGGAAAGAAGUCUUUGGUAUCAAGGGGUUGAAUCUUUCUUCUGUCCAUUUUCAAGCCAUGAUCAGUACCGCGACAAAGAAUACAGCAUUCAAACUCAGAGUCGAAGCUGACAUGCAAUGGCGACAGACCACCAUUCCGGUUGCGGGUACGUAUGGAUCAGACGAAUAUUCUCUGGAAGCAUACAUCGGUAAUCUGUCACUUCACGAUGUUGGAGAAUUAUUCCAACAGAUGAUGGAUGCAGAGCUCGAUAUAUUUGACCACGAUGUCGUGCUUCAAUCGAUGUACAUCAAUAUUUCGAAGGACGGGUUUGUUCUAGCCGGCACCGUUAUUAUCAACGGCCACUCUAGCGCUAACGCAAAAGUCGCAUUUAAAAAAGAUGGAAUCAGUAUAUCUGGUGGUGUUAGUGAUAUGUCCUUCAAGGGGAUUGAUAUCCAUAAAGCGGAGUUAGACAUUUUCAUUGGAACAAAGAGUCAGAACAGCUCUGAGCGAGAAACCAAAUUCGCUAUUAUGGGAGAUGUCUCAUUCGCCGGUAUUGAUCUCCGAGUUGGCGUCUACACGAAGAAACCCGGUGACGGCAAAGAGUUACAAUGGGCUAUAUAUGGCGAGGCGCAAGGAGAUCUGAAAACGAGUAGACUGUGUCCUGAGCUCGAGGGAACUUUCCUCGACAUUUCGCUAAAUGGUCUUGCUCUCAUGGCUUCAAAUCACGAGGAUAGUGGUGGCAAGUACAAUACUCGCGGGUAUCCGCUUGCCAAAGGAAUUCAAUUCUGCGCUAGGAUAGCUGAAAUCCCGGCGCUCAAGACGAUCCUGGGAACGAACGUUGAAGGAACAAUCCUUAGAGCGAGUUAUAACAACGGUGCCUUCUCGCUAGGCCUUAUACUCCCCGGUGAAAGAACAAUGACUUUCACCCCGGAUCUUUAUACUGGUCCAGUAUCGUUUUAUAUUCAAACAGGAGGGGGUAUAAAGCUGGGUUUGCAAGCAGAGUUCACUAUCAAACUCAAGGAACAAGAUCCGCUGAGAUUUGAUCUUGGUAUUAAAGCCGGUGUUGAGGAUGCUUCAGGGUAUGGAGAAAUGGUGGAAGGUUGCAAAUGGGUCAACCCGUGCGGAGUAGGAAAGAAUGUUGUCAUUAGCGGAUGUGCCGUCGAUAUCGGCAUUGUCUAUACCACUUUCGCUAUAAGCGGUAUACCGGGAAGGAUCGGAUUGAAGGGUCGAAUUGACAUUGGCGAGAAGCAGGUGGGGGGUGCGAUGUUAGUGAGCCAGACUUCUGAACAGCUUUUGGCUUUCACUGAGAAGGAUUUGGGUGUCGUCGACUUGGUCAAGUUUGCGUCUGUGAUAAUCGAGAAAGAGCUACCACGACCAGAUAACUUCUUGCACAUCACGGACUUUGAUCUUUAUUUAUCUUCUGGAGCAACAAUCGCCAACACGUACUACCCUCGGGGGGUGAGCUUGAAAGGUGACAUGCUCAUCCUUGGCAAAAGAGCACAGUUUGACUGUAAAAUUGGUUCUGAAGUCAAAAUCAUGGCGACGAUUGAAUCCUUCUCCAUCGGGCCUCUCAAAGUCACAGGAGCAGCAAAUAAAGACCCUAUAGUUGAUGCCGAAAUAUCAUCUACCGCCCAAAGAGUCUAUAUUGAUGGAGCAGUUUCGGUUUGGGGGGCGUCCGCAGCAAUACAUUUGAAUGCUGAUUUCCAUCCAUCCCCAAAAUUCGACUUUGCAAUCCAAUUGAAAUUAUCUGAUCUUUUCCUGGUUCAGUUACAAGCUAGAAUGACUGGCAAUGUCAACUAUAAGGAUCUCAAGACUUUUGAGAAUGCAGAUUUUGCAGUAUAUGCUAAAUUAGAACAGCAUAUCGUCCAGCAUAUAACGCAACAAUUGGAACAGCAAAUCAAUUGUACACAACAAGGUCUAAAAGGCAGUUUUGAUAGUGUCAAGAAGAGACUUGACGAACAAGAAAAGAACUUCCAGGAAGGAUGUCAAAUCGCUACUGAGAAACUGGCCGCUGCUCAGACUACCUGGAAUGAAAAACGUAAAUUAGUUGAGGGAGCCCGAGAUAGCGCAAAGGAAUACUUGGAAAGUGAAAAGAGAGAACUCCAGAAAGCAGUCGAUGAUGCAGAAAGAACUUGGAAGACACUCUGCUCAGAUGCGAAAAAUAAGCUUGAUAAGGUUAAGAGUGAAGCAGAUGCCGCUGUUGAUCUGCUAAAAGCGAACCUCAAACUGGUAGAGAAAGAAAGCGACGAAGCCAUCCGUAUAGCACAAAAUCUGCUUCAAAAUGAAAUAGAAUACUUCGACCGGGUAUUCGGUGCCGCGGCCGACAAAUUGAAAACGGCACGGGAGGCUGUGGAGAAAUUUCAAAGGGCAGUCGACAGCAUUGAAGAUGAACUUAAUCGUAAAAUCCGACAGUUGGAUAACGCCAAUGUUUUGGACAAGGUUGGAAUUGCAGUACAGAUUGCUGCCUUGCAUACUGGGAGGGCGUCUGCGUUGGGGCCCUUGACGGCUGCCCAGGGUGCCCUCCUAGGUAUUGAGGAGGGAAUUAGGUUGACAGGGUUCUGGGCUGCCAAAGCCGGAAUUACUGCGGCGGAGGUGGCCCUGAAAAGUGCGCAAGAUGCUAAGAAUUUGCCUCUUUCAGCACUUAGUGAGGGCCUAGAUAUGGCACUUAUUUUUCAUAAGAACAACAUUGACGUCGCUGAGGAGGCGCUUACUUGCGCCGAGAAGUUCAGCGACGAGUUGAAAUUAUUCGAUGCUGCUCGUGCGGCUUUGGACAUUGGUUGUCCAUUAGCGCAAAGCUCGCUCGAUGUUGCAGAGGCGGCUGUGAAAGGACUCGGUAACUGUAUGGAAUUCCUGGCAUUUGAACUUGCGAAGAAAGCCCUUGCAUUCGCGGAGAGUAAUACUACGGAGCUGAACCUGGCAAGAUACGCGUGUAAGGCCGCAGAGGAUGUCGCAAAUCUCGGUUUAGAUAUAGUAAAAUGGGGUAUUAGUCAUGCAGGAAAGCUAAUUGAUAUUAACAAAAUUGAGUUUGAGGGCUCGUUGAAGAGCUUGAUAGCGGAUGGGCCACCAUUGCGGGUAUUAAUCCAGGGUGUGCUAUGCGGGGGACAAUUCGCCGUUGAGAUAAUCUGGCAGCCUCAUUUCAAUCUGGUGGCCUUUAUCAAGGCUUUGUUCGACCGUUUAUGGGAAAUGAUUAAGAGUGGAGCCAGGGUUGUCGAGAAUUGGGCGAAGGAAGGGGGGUCUUCCCAGAAUGAACCCCUGGACACGAAGCUAUACGAAAACACCAAAUAUAUUAUUACCAACGUUGCAACUGGUACCGCUAUCGACUUCUCAGGUACGGAUGGUAGUUCAAUUUCCGGUUGGAGUAUGCAUGGUUGGAGAACUCAACAAUGGACCCUUGAAUCCUAUGAAGACCACUGGCGAAUCCGCAACGUCGAAAGCGGUCGUUAUUUAGCCCCUAGUGAACCAUUCGAGAAGAUUAACGGCGGAACCAGGAUCAUUAGUAGUACCGAGCCGGCCAAUUGGAACUUAGGCACGCAUAUAGUAGAUGGUUCGAAGGUAGCUCAUCGAAUGUUUGUACCAGAUUACAGCCCGGCGAUUAAUAUGGAUCUGUGGGGAGCGGACUCCGCUGAUGGGACUGAGAUUAAGCUGUGGAGUAUGGCGGAUGCGAGAAACCAGCUGUGGUAUUUCUCCAAGGGUUAG